Molecule: messenger RNA, 252 nt
Organism: Yarrowia lipolytica CLIB122
Lineage: Eukaryota; Fungi; Ascomycota; Dipodascomycetes; Dipodascales
Biological process (GO): mitochondrial respiratory chain complex II assembly
Cellular component (GO): mitochondrion
Source: RefSeq, a predicted model, not a curated record
AUGGCCAGAAAAUUGAGUGGUCUUCAAAAAGAGGUCCUCGCCUUGUACCGAAAAUGCAUCCGAGCAGCUCACACUAAGUCUCCGGAAAAUGCCCCUGCGUUUGAACAGAUGGCCCGUCUGUCGUUCAGAAAGUACCAGGGACUCAAUACCAAGGAGUUCACCACCAUCGAGCAUCUUCUGCGAAAGGGAUACCGAUCGCUGGAGAUCUAUGGCGACAAGCAGGUCAAGAAAUGUACCCCUGUUGCCUUGUAA